Molecule: messenger RNA, 1296 nt
Organism: Prorocentrum cordatum
Lineage: Eukaryota; Dinophyceae; Prorocentrales; Prorocentraceae
Source: the annotation of a GenBank genome assembly
AUGCGCGACAUCGCCGCCGCCUUCGAGGAGGUCGCCACGUUCCCGUCGCAGGAGGGCGCCGCCACUCCCGUUGCCGCUUCCCCUCCCAAGUCCGCGCACGGCAAGGGCAAAUCCGCUUCUCCUGUUCCUCCAUUUAAGCGUCUAUGUGGUCCUGGUGCCCCUAUCGUUGUGCCUGAUGCUGAAUGGGAAGAUUGUUCCGAGCCAUACAUCAAGCAAGCUUGCCUCCAGGUGUUCGAGUCAUUCAAGGCGGCCCUCACUACUGAGAUCGCUGCCAAGAUCUCUCAGGAUGCCGCCGACUCCAACAACAAGUUGCUGGCAAUGGUCGAUGCGCUGCGCUCCGAGGUCGCCAAGAAGUCCGAGGAUGAUGAUGAUGAUUGCGAGCGUGUCCUGGGCAUUGUCCGCCCCGAGGUCGACGGUGUGCACAGGCGCUUGCAGCAGCAGGUCGACUCCACAAAUGCGCGUCUCGCAGCUGCCGAAGGGCGGCUGGACGCACAUGACAAAGAACUUCAAGCUCUCAAGGAUGAAAUGGGGCGCCUGCGCCAUCUCUUUGCCGUGGCCGAGCAGCGCCCCGCGGCUCCUCCUCCCAUCCUGGCAGGCCUCGACCGCGACGUGGGUCCGUCCAUCGUGCACGCCAUUGCCCAGCGCCCCACUUCCCUUGCGGGGGACAAAACCUCGCUGCAGCAGUUCGCGCUCGACUCGGGCUUCCAGGCGGAGGAGUUCGAGAUCCAGGCGCUGGGCCCCCUCCCGUCGGAGCGGUUCGCGGUGCAGUUCCUCGGGCUCGCUGCGCCUGUCGCGCGGCGGGCCGCUAAGUUGCUCGGCUGCCUCAAGAAGCGGGGCGGCACCUGGCAUGGAUUCUCGGCUUCGCGCGGCGCCAACUCGCAGUGUCGCUCGCGCCUGGGCCCGUACAACGGCCCCAAGCAGAUCCGUUUGGAGGUCACGUUGCCUCGCGUCCGCCAAGCGCUCGCUGUCGCUCACCCUCGGGGCGAGAUCUUCAUGGACAAGGAACGCGGCACAUUGUCGGCCGUGUGGUCCUGCAUCGCCCGCGUCUCCGUCUCACCUGGCAACCGGGCGCCGCAGACCCAUUGGGGGCCAUCCAACCUGGCCAAGAUUGGCUGGGAUAAGCAGCGCUGCCUCGACGAUCCCGAGUCGCGCUUCGCCCUGGUCAAUGGCGACUUCAUUUUCUCCGACACCGACUCCGCGCAACCGAGUGCGCCAGUGGACUCGGAAGCGAUCAUCGGCAGGGUGUUCGUCUCCAUGCCCAGCUGGCUUGCCUGCCAGCACCUCGCCCUGUCCUGA